AUGCAGCGCUCAGCUUUCCUCAUACUGUCGUUUUUGAGCGUCUUUGCCUUUGCCUGGCCCUACGAUAAACCACUCGCUAAAUACAAUCUCAACGAAAACAAAUCCGCCGAAAGCCCCAUCGAUUAUUGGGGAGCAUGGCCGGACCAUGAUUAUCACCCGUCGCCAGAUAACUGGCGCAUGCCUACAUAUACAAUCUUUUUGGACCGUAUAGCCAACGGCGACCCGACCAAUGACGAUAUCAACGGGACCGCCUUUGAGCAUGUGGUCAACUCCAAUCAGAUGCGCCAUGGAGGUGAUUUGGAGGGGUUGAUAGAUACGUUGGACUACAUCCAGGGAAUGGGAUUCAAGGUCAUCUACUUCGCCGGAACGUACUUGAUGAACUUGCCCUGGGCCUACGAUGGGUACUCGCCGGUCGAUACCACCCUCCUUGACAUGCAUUAUGGAACACUGGAUGACUGGAGGCGGACCGUGGAGGAGAUUCACAAACGGGAGAUGUAUGUGUUGGUGGAUAACACACUGGCAACAAUGAGCAACCUCAUCGGAUUCAAAGGCCAUCUGAACGAUUCCGCCGAUUUCAAAGCAUCUGAAUAUGAAGUCCAAUGGGUCACCGACCGAGAAUAUGCCGAUUUCAACUUCGGUAACGACUAUAACGAAUCUUGCAGCUAUCCCAAGUUCUGGGAUGAGACUGGAUAUCCAUUAACCACCUCGGGCGUCCAAAAUUUGAAGGGUUGCUAUAACAGCGAUUUCGAUCAAUACGGAGAGCUUGAGGCAUUCGGUAAUUUCCCCGACUGGCAGCGUCAACUUACCAAGUUCGCCUCCGUGCAGGAUCGUCUACGUGAAUGGCACAAGCCGGUCCGCGAUGUGAUCACUCAACAUUCCUGCCUCCAAAUCGCGAGUCUAGACAUCGACGGUUUCCGCUUCGAUAAGUCUGUGCAAUCGACCCUCGAGCCCCUGAGUGAGAUGAUGGCCGUCUACCGUGAAUGCGCGCAGGCACUCGGCAAGAAAAAUUUCUUCCUCCCCGGCGAGAUCACAUCUGGAGACAGCUUUGGCAGUCUCUACCUCGGCCGCGGCCGCCAACCAAACCAGCGUACAGCCAACGCAGGCGCGGGUAUCAAGAUCACGAACAGCUCGGAUGGGGCGUUCCUGAGAGACGAUGGGCUGCAAGCUUUGGAUGCCUCCGCAUUUCACUAUACCAUUUACCGUUCGAUGACCCGUUUCCUAGGCAUGGACGGUAACCUGGUUGCUGGCUUUGAUUUGCCUACCGAUUUCAUCGAAGCCUGGAAUGAGAUGCUCAUCACUAACGAUUUCCUCAAUGCAUUCACAGGAGAAGUUGAUCCGAGACAUAUGUAUGGUGUCUCGAACCAGGAUAAUUUCCGCUGGCCAGCUCUCCAAAAUGGCACAGAUAAAUACCUCCUGGGUUUGUACAUCAUCACAUUGGAGCUGCCUGGAAUCCCUCUCAUCUUGUGGGGAGAAGAGCAGGAGAUGUACGUGUUUGACGCUACCGCAGCGAACUAUAUGUUCGGUCGGCAACCCAUGACGUACCAAACCGCGUGGUGGACACAAGGCUGCUUCAACUUGAACACCUCAAAGUUCUACGAUUUCCCCAUCGAAAAGGGUCGCGAUGGCUGCAAUGAUAUCACUGUCACGUACGACCAGCGGAAUCCCGCCCAUCCACUGCGUAACAUCAUGAAGCGCAUGUUCGAGAUCCGUGCGCAUUACCCGGUCGCCAUGGAUGGCUUGUACCUCGAAACACUCUCCGAACUGACACAAGACAUCUACCUCCCUGGUUCUUCUACCACCCCCACGGUCACUGGCCUUUGGUCUGUCCUGCGAAGCUAUUUCCCUGCGGUACAAACAGACGCGAUCCUGGCCAACGAAACUCUAUGGCUUGUGUAUCAGAAUGGAAACUCAACCGUCACAUACGGGGGCAACUGCAGCGAUAAGAAUACGUCCUUAUUGGCUCCAUUCGACUCAGGGACAAAAUUGAAGAACCUCUUUUAUCCUUACGAUGAGCUCACCUUGCAGGAUGGCCCCGCCAAGGCAGACAACGUCAACCUCUAUGGAUGCGUCAGGAAAAUGGAGCUGCUUCCAUGGGAAUACCGGGCCUAUGUCAAGAGCUCCAACUUCGUCGAACCCGGCCCUACCGUCACCGAUUUCUAUCCCGGACAUGAUACUCGGUUGCUAUCUUCAGAAGACACGGGCGAAACCCUGCCCAUUCAGCUUGGAUAUUCCAAGGCAAUGGACUGUAGCAGCAUCACAGAAGCCAUUUACCUAAAUUCUACAACAGAGAAAAACAUCACCGCCGUGCUUGAUACGGAUAGUGUCAAGUGCGCCAAUAUCUCUGCCAGGACCACCAGCCAUAACUUCACCGGCGAAAUCCCGACUGUUUGGACAUGGUCUGCAAACCUGAAGAACGUCCACCACGGAAUCCACCAACUAACUGUCCAAAAUGUUUCCACUUCCGGAGUUUACACCAAUGCGACCGACAAAUUCUUGAUCCGCCUAGGCGCUUCUGACAAUCCCCUGAUUUCUCCGCUUGCCAAUUACUCUACCAGCCUAGUGCAAAAGUCCAACGAUGACCUUUACAUCCAGCACAGAGCUGCCGGUGCGGACAUGUUCCGAUAUACGGCUGAUUUCGGCCUGAGCUGGACCGAUUGGACGACUUAUUCAGGUGGCAACACGACUAUUACCAUCCCAGCCUUCACAGGUACGGACGCCCAGAAGUGGGAGGGAACUCAUAUCCGGGUGCAGUACUUUUCGAGGCUCACUGGAAGCAGCGAUUACCUCCAGGAAGGUGAUUAUGCGAGCACCACAGUCCGAAGAUUCCCGCACAUUUGGUUCAACGGCCCAUAUAACCAAUAUGGCUAUGAUGCAGGAAUGGACAGCAAGAUGAAGUUCGAUUCCAAAACGUCUCGUUGGAUCUACGACUUCGUCUACGAAUGGCCAGCUGUGGGUCAGCUGAACGUUUGGGGCCAGGACAAGGAGGGCACUCCUGAUAAUACCGAGGUCUACGGUGACGUCGGCAACUCGUCUUCAGUUCAAAAGCUUCCACCGUCCUACCUCGCAUCCAACGUCAUCAACAUCACCAUUCUGCCACCGUUCCCGCAUCUUGGCUGGACCAUCUCCCUCAACGAUGGCAACCUAAGGUACGAACUGAUUCCCGUUGGAUCUGGAUGGGCCCAGUUGGUCCUCUUUAUUCUUUUCUGGGUUAUUCCGCUUGUUAUGGGCUGCGCCGGUGUUUUCAUCUUCAUCGGAAACUUCUACCGGGUCAAACUCAACCUGAAUGGCAAUGCCAUCAAGACCGAGAAGUUCCCGGUGGUGCUUUGGCGCAGAAUGAAGGGAACGUUUUCCAAAGAUAAUGUCGAGGAGAUCAAUAUGGCAGAAAAGGCCCCGCCAACAAUCAUGGGAAUGGCAGGCGCGAGCGAUCAACGACGCACUGUAUUGAUUGCCACUAUGGAGUAUGACAUUCAAGACUGGAAGAUCAAAGUCAAGAUUGGUGGCCUGGGAGUGAUGGCGCAGCUCAUGUCCCAAAAUCUGAAGCACCAGAAUCUCAUCUGGGUGGUCCCGUGUGUCGGCGAUAUUGACUACCCUGAGGAUACGCCUGUUGAACCUUUCGUGGUGACGAUCCUAGAUCAUCCCUACUCAGUCAAGGUCCAGUAUCACGUUGUCGAUAACAUCACCUAUGUUCUACUCGAUGCUCCGGUUUUCCGCCAGCAGACCAAGGCCGAGCCAUACCCUCCACGUAUGGAUGACCUUGACAGUGCAAUUUACUAUUCGGCCUGGAAUCAAUGUAUUGCAGAGGUAAUGCGGCGAACACCCUCGAUUGAUCUCUAUCACAUCAACGACUUCCACGGCUGCGUGGCACCGCUUUACCUGCUCCCGUCGCGAACUAUUCCAGUCUGUUUGUCUCUGCACAAUGCCGAGUUCCAAGGUCUUUGGGCUCUGAGGACCGCACAAGAGAAGAAAGAAGUCUGUGCUGUGUUCAAUCUCCCAGUAGAAGUGGCCACAAAAUACUGUCAGUUUGGCAGCGUUUUCAACCUGCUUCACACCGGUGCUAGCUAUUUGCGAUUCCAUCAACGCGGCUUUGGCGCAGUCGGUGUGUCCGAGAAAUACGGAAAGCGCUCAUUGGCCCGUUACCCAAUCUUCUGGAGUCUCGGCAAGAUUGGCAGUCUUCCCAAUCCAGAUCCCUCCGACACAGCCGCCCUGAAGAAAGACCCCGAUGUGCAAGUUACGGUUCAGUCUGCUGACGAGCACGCCAAUGACAAAACCCAGGCACAGAAGUGGGCUGGUCUGGACGAGGAUCCCAGCGCUGACUUGCUAGUAUUUGUCGGAAGAUGGUCUAAGCAGAAGGGAGUCGACUUGAUUGCGGAUGUUAUGCCAGCUGUCCUGUCUGCUAGACCUAAUGUCCAGCUGAUCUGCAUUGGUCCUAUUAUUGAUCUUUAUGGUAAGCUGGCCGCUAUCAAGCUCGAGCGCAUCGUGGAAAUGUUCCCAGGCCGUGUCUGCUCGAAGCCACAGUUCACAGUCCUCCCCCCCUUCGUGUUCUCUGGUGCCGACUUCGCCCUGAUCCCGUCUCGCGACGAGCCCUUCGGAUUGAUUGCCGUUGAGUUUGGUCGUAAGGGUGCACUUGGAAUUGGUUCUCGCAUUGGUGGUUUAGGCCAGAUGCCUGGUUGGUGGUACACUGUGGAAUCCGACUCAGCCCGCCAUCUCUUGCACCAGUUGAGGACCGCCAUCAAGUCCGCUUUGGACUCAACACCGGAGACCCGAAAAGAGAUGCGCGAAAACUCUGCCAAGCAGCGAUUCCCCGUUCUCGAGUGGGUUCAGAAGCUCGAGGUCUUACAGCGGACAUCUAUUCAGAUCCAUCACCAAAAGAAUCAACUCACUGUUGCAGGCACGGCACGAGACACUCAGAUCUUCUGGGAGACGCCAGCGUUGCGAGACUCUGCACUGGUCACCCGCCCUUCAUCAUUCCAGUCAGCGACGGCUUUGGAUACGCCACCACUUGGCAGAGCACCACAGCCUUUCCAGCCUUCCCUUCUGCAGCUCCAGGCUGUUGAAGCUCAAGAAAUGCAAGUGGCUGAAAGCAACAGAGGUAGCAUGCUGGGUCGAAACCUGUCCCUUGGUCGACGAUCUGGACCAGGACAUGGCAGAAAGCGUCUCUUCAGGAAGUCGCAGCGUGGGAGUCAGUUCACCGAGCCCGCCGACGGUGAUACCACGGACGCCGACGAUGAUGGUACUGCCACACCACAGGAGAAACUCAUUUCUCAAGAAGAGGCCAUGGCAGCAGUUAAUUCACCUAUGGAGUUCGGCGCGCACCCCAGACACAGCAAUCAGUCUGGCGAGUCAAUCUCGUCGACCUCAGAGUCAAUGCGUUUCAUGUCGAGGGACCCCUCUCCAGUGAGACUGACUAGGGAUCUUUCUGAUUCGGCUGUACCCUUCGCUCACGCUCCGAAUAUGUCUGUCCUCUCCUUGCCUUCUGUUGUUAAUGACCAUGAUCAACCCAAUUUCCAUCUGCAAAAGGUCGACCCGACCUUUACGGACAGCAUGGGCUACUUCACGCGGCACUUUGAACAGCAGCUCACCAACCUCAACAAGAAAAACUCAAUUUCAGAUUAUUGUAUUGAGCUUUAUCUCAUGAAGAGUGAGCGGAAGUUCUUCUACAUGUACAGCGAUGCGCAGUUGAAGAAGCAGCCCAAAGAGCGACCCGUGACUGGAAGUGGCUCGGACAAGACUGACGAGCCUGCCCCGCCGUACAGCCUCGUCACAGAGGGUCACGAAGAGUCGAAUGAGAACAAUACAGAUGAAAUUGAUCUGUGGCUCUCUCGUCUGGGAUACAAGAGACCCAUUGCCAUCCAGCGCUUCAUGAGAUGGCGUGUCGGAAACUGGCCUGUCUAUGCUCUAUUCUUGGGUCUCGGACAGAUUAUCGCCACGAACUCUGCGCAGAUCACCCUGUUGGCUGGCCAGAUUGGUGAGACGGCAGUCAAGCUCUACGUGAUCGCGGCAAUCUACUGUGUCUCUUCCAUUGCCUGGUGGUUCCUCUUCUACCGCUUCCCGUCUGUGAUAGUCCUCUCUCUCCCCUGGUUCAUCUACUGCAUGGCAUUCAUCACCAUUGGCGUUUCUCCGUUCGCUCUCUCGGACCUCGGUCAAGCGUGGGCUCAGAAUGUCGCCGCAGGUACUUAUGCCGCAGCAUCUUCCAGUGGUUCCUUGUUCUUUGCUCUCAACUUUGGUGACCAAGGUGCCGUCCCUGUGAAGGAUUGGAUGUUCCGCGCCAGUAUGAUCCAAGGAAUCUCACAGCUCUACACUGUUGCCCUGUGGUACUGGAGUUCCAGAGUCACUUCAGCGGAAGUUGGAGGUGUUUCCACGGUUGCCUUGAAUUCCUGGAGACUCUCGGCUGUGGUGAUGCCCAUUGCCGCGGUUUGUUUCAUCAUCGGUAUGCUCCUUGCCCUUGGCUUGCCCAAGUACUAUCGCCAAGCACCCGGAAAGAUCCUCUUCUUCUACACCUCCCUCUUCCGCCGCCGAAUCGUCCUCUGGUUCUUCUUCAUGGUCAUCGUCCAGAACUGGUUCCUUUCCGCCGCGUUCGGUCGAAACUGGUCAUUCCUCUGGUCCUCUCAGCACACCAAACCAUGGUACAUUGUCCUCCUGGUCCUGUUUUUCUUUAUCAUCCUCUGGAUCGCUGUGAUGCUCCUCUUCCGCUUCUUAUCCAAGGAGCACAGUUGGAUCUUACCCGUCUUCGGCCUGAGUAUCGGUGCACCACGAUGGGCGCAAACAUGGUGGGGAACAUCCAACAUCGGCCACUACCUUCCAUGGGCUGGAGGUUUAACUUCCGGCGCCAUCGCAUCCCGGUGUGUUUGGCUCUGGCUCGGCGUUCUCGACGAGAUCCAACAAGUCGGAUUGGGAAUGAUUCUCCUGCAGACUCUGACACGAGUACACGUCGUUUUCGUCCUAUUGGCCGCGCAAUCUCUUGGAUCCAUCGCCACAAUUUGUGCUCGUGGAUUCGCGCCAAACAAGGUCGGCCCAGCAAGCAUCUCCCCCGCUGUUGGAUCGUCGCUGGACACAGUUGCCAAUGCGUGGUUCUGGAUUGCCCUUUUCUUCCAGCUUCUUGCUAGCUUUGGUUUCCUUCUCUUUUACCGCCGUGAACAGCUCAAUCGGCCAUAG
This is a messenger RNA of Penicillium roqueforti, 7152 nucleotides long. It is a transcript of the gene ags3, whose product is annotated as alpha-1,3-glucan synthase Ags3. NCBI's taxonomy places the organism in Eukaryota, Fungi, Ascomycota, Eurotiomycetes, Eurotiales, Aspergillaceae. Gene Ontology annotation, cellular component: fungal-type cell wall. The transcript is spliced from 4 exons. Bases 1 to 7152 code for a protein of 2383 amino acids. Gene Ontology annotation, biological process: fungal-type cell wall (1->3)-alpha-glucan biosynthetic process. Gene Ontology annotation, molecular function: alpha-1,3-glucan synthase activity. The record is from RefSeq and is a predicted model, not a curated record.